Molecule: messenger RNA, 1656 nt
Organism: Akanthomyces muscarius
Lineage: Eukaryota; Fungi; Ascomycota; Sordariomycetes; Hypocreales; Cordycipitaceae
Exons: 1
Coding region: 1-1656 (551 amino acids)
Biological process (GO): DNA damage response
Cellular component (GO): nucleus
Molecular function (GO): histone H3K56 acetyltransferase activity
Source: RefSeq, a predicted model, not a curated record
AUGGCGACAACUGAGCCUUUAGAUAAUGGCCUUCGCGCCAGGUUGGAGCCUGUACUACCAAAGGGUCGCCAAUUUGGCAUCUUUCACCUCUCCACGCCGCCGACCAAGAGCGCCGCCCUGUAUUCUGCGCCGCCCAACGAGAGACCCGACCGGACAUUCUGCGAAAGCCACUUUCUCGCCGUUUCCAUCAAAACUCCGACCGAGGAUGGGGAUGUCGCUCCAGAUGAGAAGCAUAAGAAUGUUCUCGUCUUGGGCGUCGAGAUUCUCCUCUACUCGACUAUACACACUACGACCCUCUUCGUUUCCAAGGCCGACUCGACGGGAUACCUAAACUUGCUAAAACUGCCCAAGGGGACGCCGAGUCCUAUACGAGAGGUUUGCGGCGCAUUCAUCUCGCACCUGGUGGAGAAGCGACGGCGCAAGGAUAAGCAAUUCGUCGUCAGCCUUUUUGCGCGAGCCCAAUCGCAGUACCUCUUCCCCGGCAGCGUCAAGAAUAACGGAAAGCACGUGCUGGACGACCGCGGCCUAGUUAAGUGGUGGUGCCGCGUCCUCAGCCCGUUGCUCGAAACACCGCCCAAGGGUAGUCUGCCGCCCUGGGGCAGCGUUAGGGGCUACAUCGUCGUGCCGGGCCUGGAAGAAUACGAAACGAGGGCGUUUCUGCCUCGCACGCUGCUGCCGUCAUGGUCGCUCACACAUCCGCUGGAGAUAAUAUCACACUACACAAAGGAGUUUGACUGGGUGCCGCCGCGGUGCCUGAUUCCUCGCUACCCCGACGAUCCGAAAUCGAGAUUCAGGGAUGAGCUGGACGAGGAGGCCGCACAGUCCGGAGCCAUGCGCAAGGCGGGCACGUGGCAGAGCGUCAGGACUUUGGACAUGUUUUGGGAGAUGAUGGCUUUCCGACAAGAGUGCUCGAGUGGCCGGAUGACGGGCUUCAUUUGGGUCGUGUUCGACGACGAACCCCAAGACGGCAUGCCCCCGGCCGCGCCGGAGACGCCGCGCAAGCAGCAACGCACCAUUGACAUUUCGACGCCAGGCACCACGCCGCGCAAACUCUUUGGCGGCACCACCGCCCCGUCAGCCAAGUCACAACGAGCCGCCACCGAGAAGAAGCGCGCAGAGGAUAGAAAGAGAAAGAAGUCCAGAAAGCUGCGCGGCAUCAUCGUCACCCGGCCCCCGCGCGUUAAGACGGAGCAGAAGAAUUACCUGUUGGAGCGCUGCCCGCCGUCCACGCCAUACUACUUUUGGCCUGCUGGCGGGCGCGGAGAGCGCAUCGUCGGGGAGAGCGCGUACAAGCGCAUCGUGGAGCUGCUCCUGCAUUUGGACUUUGCAACGCUCGACAAGGCCGCGGGGAGCACGCGGCGGUGGGUCGGCGAGGUGGGCAUGGGGAGUCCUUGGGGCUACGAUGUGACUGGCACGAUGGAGGUUGCGGCAGGGACCGGGGAUGGGGAUGUAAAGGUGCCGCAGGUGAAUAACUUGUCGGGGCUGGUCAAGAGGAAGCGCAGCAGCGCAGUCGAGACGGCAGAGGCGGCAGAGGACGGAGCUGUCAAGGUGCUUGGCGCAGGCUUGGUGAGGAAAAAGUCCAAGUCGGAUGCGCCAGAGGAAGGGCAUGCUGCUGUGCUUUCAGCAGGGUUGGUGCGCAAAAAAGAAAAGGCGUAG